AUGAUUGUAUUCCGAAAGGGAAAGAAUAUAUUCCUUUGUUCAGAUUGGAAUGGUAAUAUAUUUAGGCUUAGUCCAAAUAUUUCAAAGAGGUGUGUUUGCAAUUUAUUGCCCAACUCUUUUAUAAAAGUAAAUUAUUUGGACCAAAAUUUUAAAAGGAAAUAUUUCACAACUAGCCAAAAUGAGGAUAUUUUAAAAAAAAAAAAAAACUACAACAAUGAUAACAACAUAGCUAGUGAAAAUAGCAAUAUCGAUUGUGACAAAAAUCUAUUUGUAGAAGAACUCAAUAAUGUCUUUAAGGAGUUUCCAUUAGAAAAUCAAAAUAAUCUAAGUAGUGAAGAUAUAUACAUUUCGAUAGAUUAUAAACAAGAUGAAAAUAAACAGAUAGGAAGCAUUCUUAAAAUGGAUAACAAUACAUAUGAUAUAGUUUUACAGCUAAAUAAAAAUGAUACUAUCAUUGGUAAAAUAAAAAAUGUGAAGAAAGAAUGUGUAGAAAAUGGGUUUGAAACCGACUUAGGAAAUAUAAAAGAUAAAAAUGUAUACUCACCAUAUGAGUACCUAAAUUAUAUUUAUUUAAAAAAUGAUAAAAAAAUAAACAUAUUUAAUAUAAAUAAUAAAGAAAUGUUUAAUAAUAGGAUAAUAACAAAACAAUUAUACACCAAUAAUUUAUUAAUUGAUUUAUUUUAUAAAAUUAAUUAUGGUCAAAAAAUAUGUAUUAUAGGUGAAAAAGCCCAAGGAAAACAAAACUUAUUAAAUUCAAUUAUUUAUGAAAACUUGCUCAUUAAUUUGAUUAAAGAAAAUGAAAAUUUUUUUAUUAUAUGCUCGACUAGCCAUAAGUCAGAAAUUGCAAGCAUUUUUCAAAAUUUAUAUGAACAGUUCAGAAAAAAUGAAAAUUGGCUAGAUGAAAAUAGUGAAAAAAAUAAUGACGAUCAAAGAUAUCACGACGAAACUAAGAUAGACAAAUUAUAUUCAAAAAAUUAUACAUAUGAAAAUGUUAAAAUUCCAAAUGAUAUAUUACUAAUAAAUUCAAUACCACAAAAUGAUACAAAAGUAGCAACAUAUCUCUCCCCAUUUUUAUCUACAUAUAAUUUACAUAUGUAUAAAAAUAUGUACAAAAAUGUUAUAUUAAUAUUUUAUGAUGUCGAAAAAUAUAGUACCAUUGUUUUAGACUUACAAAAAGAGAUGAAUACAUUAAUAAAAAAUUAUUAUGAAAAAAAAGAAAAUAUCAAAAUAAAUAGCGAAAAAUAUGCACACACCAUUUCAACAUUGCCUUUUUCAAUGUACACAAUUUUAUCGAAAUAUUAUUCCUUAAGUAUGUAUCCUUAUUUCAAAUAUAAAAAUGUAAAUGACCAACUUAAAGAUGACAGUAAAUUGGGGAACAUGGAAAAUGGCAAAACGGAUGACAGUGUACAUUCGGUAGAAAAUUUCAAAUAUUAUGACUUGGUAAAUAUGAAAAAAGAAGAAAAUGAAAAUAAUGACACCUCAAUAAAUAGUGUAACAACAUUUUUAUUUUUAGAUAGUGGCGAAAAAAAUGAAAUGAUAGAGAUAAAAAAUUAUGCAUUAUCUUUAUGUGAAAAUAGUGUGUGUUUAUUUAAAAACAAGUUAGGAAUAUAUCCUGAAAUAAAUAUAAAUAAUGUUAUUAAAAAUUGUGUAAUUGAAAAUAAUAAAAUAUGGGAAUAUGUUAAACAUGAAAUUAGACAAGUUUUCGAUAAAAGAAAAGAAUUAAUGGAAUUAAAUAAAAACAAAAAAAUGAUGAAUAUAUAUAUAGAUGAUUGGGAAAAUGAAGAUCUGAUUCAUUAUAAUAAUAUUUAUUAUAUAUUAAUGUAUAAUAAUUUGAAAAUAUUUAAUUUAAAUACAUUUGAGCAAAUUAUUUUUUUAAAAUUAUUAUUUAGUUAUAAUUUUACAAAUGAAAAUAUAUCAGAAAAAAGUAUUCAAGCUUUUUAUCAAAAGUUCUUUUAUUAUUAUUUUCUUCAUCGUAAAUAUUUUUCAUAUUUACAUGCCCACUAUUAUACAAAUUUGUCUUCCUUUCAAGAGAAGGAAAAUGCACAUAACUUCCUUCAAAAAAUAGAGACCCUCUUGAAAUAUACAAAGCCACAUUUUAACUAA
This is a messenger RNA of Plasmodium vinckei vinckei, 2103 nucleotides long. Its product is annotated as conserved Plasmodium protein, unknown function. Bases 1 to 2103 code for a protein of 700 amino acids. Lineage: Eukaryota; Apicomplexa; Aconoidasida; Haemosporida; Plasmodiidae. The record is from RefSeq and is a predicted model, not a curated record. The transcript has a single exon.